Messenger RNA from Aspergillus oryzae RIB40, 1833 nucleotides. Its product is annotated as putative ubiquitin C-terminal hydrolase. The coding region runs from base 1 to 1833 and encodes 610 amino acids. NCBI's taxonomy places the organism in Eukaryota, Fungi, Ascomycota, Eurotiomycetes, Eurotiales, Aspergillaceae. The transcript is spliced from 2 exons. Gene Ontology annotation, biological process: protein deubiquitination. Gene Ontology annotation, molecular function: cysteine-type endopeptidase activity; cysteine-type deubiquitinase activity. The record is from RefSeq and is a predicted model, not a curated record. Gene Ontology annotation, cellular component: cytosol; nucleus.
AUGCAAGAAAAAUCAACCACUGUUGCCGCAUAUGCGGCCGGCGCUUCCCUCGCCGCUGUCGCCCUCUUUUACGUCUUCGGGCCCAAUUACACAAUCGACGGGGAUGAGUCAAGUGAUAGCAACCGUAAAAAGAGUAUUGUCGGUCUAUCCAAUCCCGCCAAUGACUGCUUUAUCAACUCGGUCUUGCAGGCGCUUGCUGGCCUGGGCGACCUGCGUGUUUAUUUGAUUAGAGAACUCCAUCGGCGCGAGCUGGAUGGGCCGGAGGUCUAUAACUCUCUACCGGAUGUAAAGGAACUCGCCAGCGGUGAGAAGUCGGAGAAGAUCCGGGAGUUGCAGCAGGGCACAAUCACUCGGGCUUUGAAAGAUAUGUUGGACCGGUUGAAUGAGCGCCCGAUUUACAAGAAGACAAUUUCGGCACGUCCAUUCAUCCAGGCUCUCGAAUACGCAUACCGGACCCGGAUUAGCCGUAACCAACAGGAUGCACAGGAGUUCCUACAAAUCGUUGCCGAACGGCUUUGUGAUGAAUACCAUGCCGGUGUCAAAGCCCGACAGAGACUGCAGGGGCCCAUUGGCCUACCCACAGGCUCGGAAAUCUCAAAAAGUACCGAAGAUGUCACAUCCGCCAAGAGUCCAUCUGAGAUUGAGGUACGCAUUGACGACGGAUCCGAGAACGGCCUGCCGGCAAUCAUCGAUACCAAACUCAAGGAGAUCGACAACGAGUAUGGUUUUCCGUUUGAGGGGAAGCUCGAGUCUCAAAUUGAAUGUCAAUUUUGCCAUUAUAAGUAUAAACCUAACCAGACCUCCUUUGUCAACUUGACGUUACAAGUACCACAGAAGAGUUCCACCACCCUCAGUGCGUGUUUCGAUGGCCUCCUCAAGACCGAACACAUCGACGAUUUUAGGUGUGACAGAUGCCGUCUGCAGCAUGCACUCGAAGCGAAAAUGCAAGACCUGAAGCAAACACGCGGAGUCAAAGAGCAGCAGCUCCUCCAGGCCGAAAUCCAAAAAAUUCAGAAUGCUUUGUCAACAGACCCAGAGGGCCCGCUCGAAGGUGUUACUCUUCCGCCCGCAGAGGCGGCUCCCAAGCGAAAGAUCGCACGCCAUAUGCGCAUCACGGUCUUCCCUAAGAUCAUUGGGAUCCAUCUCUCACGGUCUAUAUUCGACCGCAGCAGUUCCACCAAGAACGCGGCAAAGGUAGCUUUCCCUGAACGACUUCCGCUGGGAGGUAUCCUGAAUCAGAAAUGGUUCAAACUGCUGGCGAUUGUUUGUCACAAAGGCAGUCACAACAGUGGUCAUUACGAAUCAUUUCGACGAAACCAUCUUUAUCCGCCUUUCUCGACACCGGAUGUCUUCAGUUCCAUCUCGACUUCAACCUCAUCGCCAUCUUCUUCGUCUCUUUCUCCGGCCCCGUCGCGAUCCCCAUCGAGGAAGAAGUCUGCAUCUCAAUUAAAUCCCCCAGCAUCCCCGGCUCCCCGGCCAAGCACGUCAUCGAGCUCCCGUAUUUCCUUCCAGAGCAGCCGCACCAAAUCCAAGCAGAACUUGUCUCCGACGUCGGAUCCUCAGAGUCCUGCCACUGAUGGUGGACGCUGGAGCAAGUCCAGCUCGCGCCCAUCAUUUAUGAGCGAUCGCAUAACCCCAGGUACUUCCGCCGAGACCUCUACCGGGCCCACUUCUCGCCUUCGACGUCGUCGUAAGGCAAAUGAUCGAUGGUGGCGCAUCUCGGAUGAGAAGGUCAAGGAAUGUAAGACAUCGGACGUUCUGGGUAUGCAAAAAGAGGUCUACCUCCUAUUCUACGAGAUGGAGAAGCCAACCAAUGGCUCACAGGUUCCAUGA